Molecule: messenger RNA, 3877 nt
Organism: Portunus trituberculatus (swimming crab)
Lineage: Eukaryota; Metazoa; Arthropoda; Malacostraca; Decapoda; Portunidae
Product: hemicentin-2-like
Exons: 16
Coding region: 497-2899 (800 amino acids)
Molecular function (GO): protein binding
Source: RefSeq, a predicted model, not a curated record
AAAGCCAGUCAGUGUUGGUGUCGACUCCGCGUGGCAAAGAGCUGCGUCCCGUGUCGAGUCUCCGAGGGUGUGUGGCAGUCUUCCUCUCUCCGUGAAACUUGAAUAUAUAAAAGUGGAUGCUUCCUUAGUGUUCUCGAAGUAAGGAACUUUUGUAAAACUUUCAUUCAUACACACUGACUGAAAAUCUUCGUGUAUAUUUCUUUCCCUGCUUCAUUAACCAACUCUCUGGAAAAUUACAAAAAAAUACGAUAAUGGAUGAUUCACUGGUACAUGAAACUUAAGGAAGAUACAGAAAUACUUGCAUGUACUAGUGAUUGAUUGGUGCGGGGAUUCAACCUGCUCCAGUUCACGGUGCAUUAACAUGGAGAGGAUUAGCAGCAUCCCGUUUUGGUGACCCGCGCUAUCUCCUUCUUGUGUGUGUGUGUGUGUGUGUGUGUGUGUGUGUGUGUGUGUGUGUGUGUGUGUGUGUGUGUGUGUGUGUGUGUGUGUGAGCGGUAUGAGAGAAGGAGGCGCAGCGUGGGAGAGGUUCGCGGGUCCCCAGUGCCGCUCUGGUGCCUCCACAGUGCCAAUCAUGGUCUUCCUGCGUCCCCUCGUCUUCGUCACCUUUUACGCCAUCGCCAUGACCACCGUGCGCUCGCAGGAAGAAGAAGCAGUGUGGUCAGUGACGGGCGUCCCGGGCAGAUCUAGCGACCUGCCCUGCUACCUCAACCCUCGCACGCCGGGGGACAGACCAAAGCUGAUCCUGUGGUAUAAGAGAGGGAUCCGCACACCAGUCUUCACUUACGAUGGUCGCGAGCCGCAGCUUCAGUCGGGGACGCACGAGGCUGUUGGGGCGCUAACGCUGAGUGGAGGCGCUGCCACCCUGACCUUGACCAGCGUGGGCGAAGACUCCGGCGGUCUAUAUGAGUGUCGGGUGGAUUUCUUCAAGUCCCCGACCCACACCAGUCUCGUGAACCUGACCAUCAUUGAGCCGCCAAGGAGCGUCGAGGUGCUAGACAGCCAGACAGGGCGGGCAGAGAAUGGUAUUGUAGGUCCCUACCAUGAGGGCCAGAAGGUUAUCCUCACCUGCAUAUCAUGGAGAGGCACACCGCUCCCUAACGUGACGUGGUGGCGGGAGGAGCGGCUGCUGGACGAGACAUGGGAGGUGGGAGACGAGGGGCGGCAGCAAGUAAACAACUCCAUAAUGGUGGAAAGGCUGACGCGGGAGUGGCACAACGCGACUCUCACCUGCGCCGCCACCAACACGCCCCUCGCUGAGCCCGUCACCGCCUCCGUCACCAUCAAGAUGUUUCUGUUGCCAACUAGCGUGGUGAUUCGAGGUCCAGGCGCUGUGCGGGAGGGAAGUCAAGCUGAACUCUUGUGCACCUCGUCAGGGUCACGCCCACCUGCUAUGCUCACCUGGGCCUUUAAGGGGAGGACUGUGGAGGCGGUGCAACUGAACCAGGGGUAUGUUGGGGGCGGUAGCGAGGUGAGCACUGCGCGCCUGCUGGUGAACGUGACGCGGGAACAUAACGGCACGAGGGUCGCUUGUGUUGCCAUCAACCCUGCCAGGCCAGAGUCCCCGCUCACCAACACCACCACGCUCACCGUCCACUACCCGCCCAGAGUGGCCGCCACGAUGGGCCAGAACGUGGACCCGUCGCGUCUCAAGGUGAGAGAUGAUGUGUACUUUGACUGCAUCGUGUCAGCUAACCCCGACGCCUCCCCAAUCACCUGGUACCACGAGGGCCGUGUGUUGAUUCAGAACGUGACGGGCGGAGUGAUCUUGGCGGGCAACUCGCUGGCUUUACAAGGUGUGAAGCGGCAGCAAGCGGGGCGCUACACGUGCUCUGCCACCAAUCCUCUCGGCACAGCCACCAGCGACCCCGUCACUCUCAAGAUCAAAUACUCCCCUGUGUGUCUCUCCUCGCCCACCGCCUAUUUCAUCUACGAUAAACCCAUCAACAUCACCUGCACGGUCUCCUCCUACCCCGCCGUGAGCUUCAUCCUGUGGCAGUGGAACAACAGUAACGAGGUCAUUGAAACCCCGUCGCUGGAGGUGAGUCACGACGAGGCUUCCGCCCAGAUGACAGUCCACCCACUUCAGAGCCAGGAGGACCGCGCGCUCUCCUGCUGGGCUGUCAACGAGAUGGGGAAGCAGACCCAACCCUGUGGUUUUUCUGUCAAAGUCGCCAAGACUCCACUGCCGCUGUCGUCGUGUCGUCUUGCCAACAUCACCGCCUCGUCCCUCAGCCUCACCUGCCAGCGUCCCGACGUGGACGCCGCUGGCACCAUUCACUACAGGGCCGAGGUCUAUUUCGAGAACAGAACGCUCUUUGCCAACGUCACGUCGGAACGCCCCAACUUCAACGUGAGCUGCCUAGAUGCUGAGACCAGCUACCAGAUCAAGGUAUACGUGACGCACGGUCCCAUUACCUCCCAACCCGUGGUCGUGUCAGCCUACACCUCCCGCACCUCCAGGACCCCACCAGGUGCAGCGAAAGGCGGGAAAGGGGGUGGAUCGGUGGGCGGUGUGGUGGGCGGCGUGGUCGUGACGCUGGUGCUGCUGGCGGGCGUGGUAGCGGCUAGAAACUACUGUAAGAGGAAGAGAAGUCGCAGGAAGCAGGAACAACGCCCCCCUUCAGACGAUAGUAACCCUGACGUGGUCCCAAACAUCGAAGAGACCUAUGACCUGCUGUCCGCCGCAGAGAAGAAGGUGGACGUCACGCUGUACGAGGUGGUGGAGAGCUCCGUGCACGACGACCUGCCCAUGCACUCCCUCGGGCAAAGCUCAGACGCGUACCGGCCCCUGGUGAGGCAACAACACUCACCGAAGGAUGUGGAGGAUUACCCAGGUGUAAGGGGUGACAUGUACUGCCCGGUGGACCAGAUGAUGCAGGCUGAGGAGAGCGUGGUAUGAGCCGAGGCCACCAGGGAUGGAGGCCACACUGAGGAAGAAAGAUAAAGAGUGUUUAACCCUAAGAGGAGCUAUCCAAGAGUCUUCCCACUAAGUUAUCAUAAGAGCAUAAGAGCGUAAAAAAUAAGGGAAACCACAAAAAGCCAUCAGGUCUAGACGUGGCAGUCCCUGAGAAGAUUAAAAGAUUUUAAAUACUGCAUGAUGGGGAAGAAAUAUCAUGUAUAUUUCUCUAAGGUAUGAUCUCAAGCAGUUGAUAAGAGGCGACUAAAGUUUCAGGCUAAGAAGAUGUUUUAACUCGCCUUCACCUCCAUGUGUGGCGAAAGAAACGUCAGGUGAGGCUUCGUCCUUCUAUUUCCUUUAUCCCUUAUUUUAUUAAUGAAGAAGACUAUGGAAAGAAGAUUAAUACUUAAAGCAAUUGUCAAGAUCGUGGAACAUGGCAAAUCUGUUUAGAGGAGUGAGUUGUGAGCGUCACGUGACGGCGGGAAGCAGUGCGGGCAGGUGUGGACGGUGAACUAGACAUUUCAGAUCAGGAUCUUAAUUCGGCACUAUUUACAGUGCUGCAAUAUCGACCUGCCUGCACGACCUCGUUCGCACGUCAUUCGGUGCUAAACGCAAACAGUGGUUCCAUUCCCUACAAUACUGUGUGUUCUGAUGGCCGCGUUACGAGGCUGCAGGAGUGCUGGAUUGCAGCCCCACACACUGGUGCGGCGGAAUUCUAGUGGCACCCCUCCACCAUACAUGUGUGAGGUUCAGUGUGUCACGUCACGUCUGCUAGUCAGGAUACCUAGGCGGCCAGGAGGCGCUCCUAGGAUCCAUUCACCCUCAUUGUGUACAACUCAAUCACCCAAAGAUGAUCAUUUAUGUAUGUAUAUACAUAUAUAUAUGUAUAAGGUAUCUGUUGCUUGGAGUAUAUAAUAUAUGUACACAUAUGUCUAUAUAUACAUUCUUAAGCAAAUGUAUGUAUAUAUAUAUGUCUAUUGA